AUGGAGCAGAAGAAUGAAGUAAUUAGCCGGGAGUUUGUCAAAGAGCUUGAUGAGUGGAUUGAACAGCUUUACGAAUGUAAACAGCUUUCAGAAGGCCAGGUCAAGCUGCUUUGCGAGAAGGUAAGUUAAUAAACUUUUUAUUUGAAAUUUAGGUAUUGUUUGGCUUUUAUUGCUUAAGAGCAGCAAUUUGAUAAGCUUUUUCAAUGUUAAUAGUGUCUUUAUUAUCAGGUUAAUCGUUAAUAACCAUAUUUUAUGCUUUAAAAGUAAUGAAAAACGAGAUUAUUAAUUAAACAAAUGGAUACGGCUGCUGAAGGUCUUCUUUUGUAAUAGUUGUCUUUUAGGCACGAGAAAUCUUAAAAGACGAAGCCAACGUGCAGGAAGUCAAAUGUCCGGUAACAGUAUGCGGUGAUGUACAUGGACAGUUCCAUGACCUGAUGGAACUCUUCAAAAUGGGUGGAAAAUCUCCCGACACAAAUUAUUUAUUUAUGGGAGAUUAUGUUGACCGAGGUUACUACUCGGUUGAGACAGUGUCACUUUUAGUUUGUUUGAAGGUAAGAUAUUUGUUUUUAGUCUUUAAGUUUAGGUUUUAGUAGCUCUAGUAAGUAGAUUGGAUAAAAUGCAAAAUUUUAGGUAUAAAAGGCUCUUUCUGAUGUAAUGAUAUUAUUUUUAUCAACUUAUUAUUAUUUUUUUAGGUUAGAUAUCGCGAUAGAGUAACGAUUCUCAGAGGUAACCACGAAUCUCGCCAAAUUACGCAGGUCUACGGUUUCUACGACGAGUGUCUAAGGAAGUACGGAAACUCAAAGGUGUGGAACCAUUUUACCGAGCUUUUUGACUAUUUCCCUUUGACCGCGUUGGUAGAUGGUCAAAUCUUCUGUUUACACGGUGGUCUUUCUCCCUCGAUAGAUACACUGGACCAUAUACGAUCGCUGGAGCGCAUUCAAGAAGUCCCUCACGAAGGUAAGGCUAUUUUUAAUAUUUUUCAAAGCAUUUUUUGUUUUUUGGCAAGAGUUAUUUAGGAGAGUAUUUUUUUAGUGCUAGGAAGCAUAAUCUAUAGUCUGGUUAUAACAAUUUUUACUAUUUUUCUACUUUUAUAACAUCUUAUUUCAGGACCUAUGUGCGAUCUGUUGUGGUCUGACCCCGACGACCGUGGAGGCUGGGGUAUCUCGCCUCGUGGUGCUGGUUACACCUUUGGUCAGGACAUCUCAGAGACAUUUAAUCACUCCAACGGCAUCACACUGAUAUCCAGAGCUCACCAACUGGUCAUGGAAGGUUACAACUGGUGUCACGACAGAAACGUAGUUACCGUGUUCUCGGCUCCCAACUACUGUUAUCGUUGUGGUAAUCAAGCGGCGAUGGUGGAAUUGGACGACGAACUUAAGUACUCCUUCUUGCAGUUUGAUCCAGCACCACGCCGAGGCGAACCUCAUGUGACUCGUCGUACUCCGGAUUACUUCUUGUGA
Molecule: messenger RNA, 1460 nt
Organism: Bursaphelenchus okinawaensis
Lineage: Eukaryota; Metazoa; Nematoda; Chromadorea; Rhabditida; Aphelenchoididae
Source: the annotation of a GenBank genome assembly